Messenger RNA from Fomitopsis serialis, 612 nucleotides. RefSeq lists its product as uncharacterized. The record is from RefSeq and is a predicted model, not a curated record. The coding region runs from base 1 to 612 and encodes 203 amino acids. The transcript is spliced from 4 exons. NCBI's taxonomy places the organism in Eukaryota, Fungi, Basidiomycota, Agaricomycetes, Polyporales, Fomitopsidaceae.
AUGGAGCGCCGCAUCUGGAUUAACCCGCGCGUCGAUGCAGCCCUGCCCCCACCUGCAGACAACAACUUGGAGCCCACAGACGAAGGUCACUAUCGCCACCGGCAUACACGUUUCACGCUGCCGUCGUUCAAAGACACCUUGAAGAAGAGAAAACCGGUGCACAUUGGGUGGCCUGUGAAAUUUACUCCGGAGCAACAUUCCAAGCAUGUGCUUUACGAAGGUCGACGUCCAUCAGAAGUGCAACAUGAUGUUUCCGGCGUUGUACAGACCUGGCGAGAGCGCCAAAUUGCGAAGCAGCUAUACCCCCUGUUCUGCGAAGACGUGACGUACGCUGAGGCGUCUCUGAGGGCCCACGACCGUCGUGGUCAGUUUCACUUCUCUUCAAUCGAGAUCGCGGCUCCCUUUCUUCGCGCGCUCAGCCGUUGCAUGUUCGAACGCAUGGAAGACAUUCCCGAGUUCAAGGGAGCGUUCUUCUAUCACGAGUCUCGUGGGAGCAAAGGAGGCACCCACCACAAUCCAAACGAUGACAUCGAUGCGGAUAUGGCGUUGGAGGACGUCUUUUCAAAGCUGGAUUUCCUCAAGUUGUCCGAGGACGAUCUCAAGGACCGUUGA